AUGUUGGUCGGUGCGAAUUUGUGUACGCCCAUGAUGUUUCCGAGUUUUGUGCAAAAUCCGUUGAUGAAGACUGUUAGCCCAACGCAUGAGCCCAUAAGGAUGGUGACAUCUAUGCCCUCUACCCCAGUGCACGGUCCAUUGGACAGGAGUGCCUCACCCCUCACCCCCGCAGAGAGGACAGGCGCUCCCCCAGGCGCGGGAAAGGACGCUGUGAAGCUUUUUAUUGGCCAAAUACCUCGGCAUCUAGAGGAAAAUGACUUGCGCCCGAUGUUUGAGGAAUUUGGAAAAAUUUAUGAACUUACAGUGCUGAAAGACAAACACACGGGCAUACAUAAAGGUAAUCCUAUUCGUAGAGACAAGUGA
Messenger RNA from Pieris macdunnoughi, 363 nucleotides. The record is from the annotation of a GenBank genome assembly. NCBI's taxonomy places the organism in Eukaryota, Metazoa, Arthropoda, Insecta, Lepidoptera, Pieridae.